Messenger RNA from Salpingoeca rosetta, 1142 nucleotides. RefSeq lists its product as uncharacterized. The coding region runs from base 1 to 882 and encodes 293 amino acids. NCBI's taxonomy places the organism in Eukaryota, Choanoflagellata, Craspedida, Salpingoecidae. Gene Ontology annotation, molecular function: DNA binding; 3'-flap endonuclease activity; crossover junction DNA endonuclease activity. Gene Ontology annotation, cellular component: nucleus; Holliday junction resolvase complex. The transcript has 8 exons. The record is from RefSeq and is a predicted model, not a curated record. Gene Ontology annotation, biological process: resolution of meiotic recombination intermediates; DNA catabolic process; double-strand break repair via break-induced replication.
AUGUCAAGAUCACAGGUUGAGCGGAAACGAUUUGACGACUUUGCGCAGAGCAUCAUGUAUCGUGGGCGCCUCUCCAGCCAACUCCACCGCUUCUACUCUAUGGAAGUGUCGCAUCCCGUGCUGCUUGUGGAGGAGGGGCAACUGCACGUGCCAGGCAUCGACGAAGCAAGGCUCAAGCAGGCCACCUUCAACAUCCAGGUGGAGGGCGGGUUCUUUGUGAAGACGGUGCCGAACAUUCGCGAGGUGGAGGCGUACCUCGUCCUCUGCACGCGCAUGAUCAAGCAGCUCGUUCAGGGGUGCAGCGUUGAAGCCUGGACGCCAACAGAGCGCAUGUGCUGCCAUCUCAGAGGAUUUGCUGGGUGGGGACAGCCGAAGGACGGGCACGUGCACAGCUUCGACUUUCAAACGUUCCAAGAAAUCUCUCGCCGCGCUGCUACUGGCACGAUCCGCGAAGUGUUUGCGCAUCAGCUGCUGCACAUGAACGGACUAACGCUGAAGCAUGCGCAGAUGAUCACCCAGGCCUACCCGACACCUGCCCUGUUUACGAAUGCGCUGCGGGAGGCACACGCGGCCACGAUGCACAUGAGCAGUUUGGAGGACCGGAAACCAAACUCGUCAAGUGCGCGCGGUGGCGACAACAGCACCGUAUUCAGCCCAUCAUCAGCGUCAGCAACAGCAGCACCAGCAACAACAACAGCAGCAGCAACAACACCAACAGCAGCAUCGCCAUCGACUUUGGCAUCAGGUCUCAAGCGGCGGAGCAGCAGUGCAAAGACAAAGACGGCACUGGACGCGUUUUGGGACAGCCUGUCGACGAGCGAGGGGAAAAUCGGACUAGCUGUCCGUGCCAAGCUGCAAGCCUACUACCUGCCCAGGUCGUGACAGCGGACAGGGGGACAGGGGACAGAGGACAGAGGAUAGGGGAAACAGGAACCGUACUGGCAGUGGUUAGUUGAUGGUGGUGGUGCGGGGGUCGUGGUAGUGGUAGUGGCUGUGGCUGUGGUGGUGGUGAUAGUUUUGGAAUCGCACGUGGGAGCACCCGAGUGGGAUUGAGCCAGCUGUGCUGAUGCUGGUUCGUGGCGCUUCUCAGUGACGAGAGCCCGCUGUUUGCUGACGUGAUGCCAUCAUGUAAACGACGUUCG